Aethina tumida (small hive beetle) is the source of this 1278-nucleotide messenger RNA. RefSeq names its product microtubule-associated protein Jupiter-like. NCBI's taxonomy places the organism in Eukaryota, Metazoa, Arthropoda, Insecta, Coleoptera, Nitidulidae. The record is from RefSeq and is a predicted model, not a curated record. The coding region runs from base 150 to 1073 and encodes 307 amino acids. The transcript is spliced from 5 exons.
CACCGUAAUAAGUGAAACGUCAAAUUUAUAUUUGUCAUAGAAACACACACAACAAAAAUUCAGAUCGAUGUGAAUUUCCUUUGACAUUGCCAAAUUAUAUUUUUCCCGUCCAGAAAAAUUGUGAAGUGAUUCUCAACAACAAUUUGACAAUGGAAGAGGCAGGUGCCGUGGAAAGCAAGGUAGAGGAUAAUUCACAGGAGAAAUUGCAGCCUGCUAAGAGCGAGGAGGCUCCCAUGAUGAAUGAUAAGCUUCAAGAUGUGACUGAAGUAAAAGACAAGAGCGAUAAAAGAGAUGUGGACAACAACAGUAAUACUGAUGUUAAGCAGGACAACGUGGAAAUUAAGCAUGAUGCGAAGGAGGAUGUUAAACAGAAUGAGAAGCGUAACACUUCAGCUGAAGCAGAGAAGGAAACGGCCAACACCAAUUACGGCUCCAAAACUUCAACCCGCGAAGGAUGCUCGAGAGUGGCGUCGAACGUAAGCUUCGCUGACAACGAGCCCCAGUACACGAAUUCGUACAUAUUCUCGGUGAACGGGGCGCCGUCGCGACGUUUGCGCCGCCCCAGUCCCGUCUCGAUGACCGGCCACGCCAGCUCCGUGAACAUGCUAAACACCAGCGAUGUGGUGCUGGUGUCGGCCGGCAGGCCGCAAACCGUCCGCAGGAACCCAGUCACCGGCACCGGCGUCAGUUCGACCGACGAACUCAGCUACCGUCCGAAAGGCAGGAUCAGCGCCCGACACCUCGAAUACGGCAACCUUCCCGACGUGGGGGCUCCGUUCGAGAAGAAAUCGGUGUCCGCACUGUCGCUCAAGCGGCCGAGCACGUGCUUCCGUAACCCGGUGACGGGCAUGGGCCUAAAUUCGAUCGACGAAAUCGCACCGCACAGACUCGGCAGCGCCGCGUCGAAGGACGGGAAUCCCCUCCUGGGAGUGGGUUACGAUGCCAAGCGGGUUAUCACCGAUCCGGUGCCCAGUGACAGAAUCCAUCCGGCCGGCUAUGUGCGUAAAGGAGUAAACAUGGCACAGAACAAUCGCAGGAUUCCGCCAGGUGGAUAUUCCACCAAGCUUUGGUAAAGAAACUAAGGAAUUUGAUAAAACAAAAAAAAAUUUUGGUGUAUUUAACUGCCUACAUGUUUUGAACUAAUGUUGUAAAUUAAUGUAGUAAGACUGAAAACGUUUCACAAAAGUAUAAUGUGUAAAACAGUUCAUUUUAUAAACCUUUUAUGUCAAAGGAAACUUCACAAUUUCAAAAUAUAAAAUAUGUACAUACCAUUACAAA